AUUACACGUCACAAACGGAAAUAAAACAGCAUGUUGUGGUUUUGGCGCUGGAAGAGAAAGGAAAGUAGCAGCUGGUUAGCUAACUGGCUAGAAUGUUUAGUCGUUGUAUUUUGUGAGAUGGAUUAACAAGAGGGUUCUCGAGAACAAGGACCAAUUGAAUCGUAAUCACGAAGUAAGCUUUGACAGUGUGUGGACCAUACACAAGCUAGUAGCUCGAUCUUCGUAGACAUGGACAGUACACCGGAGAACUUGGAGCCCAGCAGUCCACUUCAGGACUUGGAGGAACUAGACACCAUGGGACCCCUGAAUCAGGCAUGCCUACUGGAUGAGCAAGACCUGCUCUUUGGUGAUCUCAGCGAUGUUGGCACCCUAAACGAGCCCCCUGUCUUCAUCCUUGAGACGCCCAGCCCUCAGUGCCUCAGAAGGAGACGGCGGUACAAUACGUUUGAAAACUUUGGAUCGGUUUCUCUCAGCCCACCUCCCAGUCGAGAGGACAAACCUCUCAUCAUGACCCCCACCCCUCAUCAGAUGUCAAAACGUAAAAAGCUGUCCGUGCCAGCCACCAGCAUGAGAGGUGAAGCCAAACCGGGCACCUCGUGGGCAACCAGUGGUUUUGUUGCUGCUUCAUCUCUCAUGACAACAGACUCUUCUCUGGUUACCUGGCUGGAACCUCCUCUCCCUUUCUCUAUGCCAUGUUCUUAUUCAUCGUCACCACCCUCAUCCUCCCUUGGUGCGCCCCCUGCCUCGCAGGAAGUGACAGCCGGGGAAGGAUUUUGCAGAAACGCAUCGUCUCAGGCUCCUGUGGCAGUAUCCACAGUGGAACCUGGGUUCCCUAGUUACAACAGAGGCAAGAAGAGGACCUGUAAAAGAGCAGCCUCUACCAAGUCCACCUCCAAGGCCUCCACAUUUGCCCAAGCCCCAACAAACCCCACCACAGACUCUGUGUCAUUCCUGCCAGGCACAGAGAAAGAGAGUCCUGUUGCUGGCUGGGAGGUUCCUUUCUCUACGGCCGAAGCAAUGCCGCCCAAAUAUGAUGAGGUGGUCAUCAGUGACGAUGAUGAUGUCAUUGUAGAGGCUGUGGUUCGCGCAGUGCAGUUGAAAGAAGAUGAGGCAUUUGCGCGCAGUCUUCAGGAACAGUUUGACCGAGAGGAGCAACUGCAGCAGGAACAAAGGAGGCAGCAGGAAGCCAUGCCGCCCAACAGACCCCACCACAACUACCCGUAUGCUCCUCAUUUAGGGAUGAACUGGAUGUCGCCCUGGCCCUCAGCAGUGAACUACGCAGCGUUUUCGCCUCUCGUUGCGGGAUUAGAGGAAGAGUUGAUGGGAAGGCGCAGAGGAAGAGGCCGAUCUCGCACUCCUCGUCGCAGAAACCCCCGUCAUGCGGUCUCUUCCCUCUUUGAUGACAGUCAGGGAGACAACUAUGAGGCUCUACUGGCCUUUGAGGAGGGCCAGGGUGCUGUUGUGGCCAAGAAAACCCUGAGUGAGAGAGAGAUCGAGAGGCUGCCUACGAAAACCUACGACUCAGCACAUAGUGCAGGAAAGACACAGUGUCAGAUCUGUUUCUCAGACUAUACAGAGGGGGAACUGCUGAGGAUACUCCCAUGCCUCCAUAACUACCAUAUGCAAUGCAUCGACCGCUGGUUAAAGGAAAACUCCACGUGCCCUAUCUGCCGAAUUGACAUAUCCGAGUGCAGUGUUGACUGAGCCCGAGUGACCACGGAACAUGACCUGGACCUCACCGGACGUACAACGACAACCUCUCAUGUGUUAAGGUGUUUACAAGACUUUAAGAAUUAAGUUUAAUUUUAUACUCUGAAGAUCGACACCCUACAAUAACAUUCAUCACCAGAUAAGAGUUGAAAUGUUUUAGUUUUUUUAUUAAAACCUCAGAAUUAUCCACCCACGUGAAGUUAUUCUACUUGAAUGAAGCAACUCAGGGUCGCUGCUAUGUUUUAGUAUUCUCAUUCCACAUUGAAUGUUUUUUCAGAUCCCCAAAAUAUUUUUCCAGCAUAGUUUCAAAUAAAUAUUAUCAGGAGGUGGGUUUAGUGGUUUAGGCAAAGUUGAUCUGUUAAAAAAAUAUUGUAUAAAAAGUAAAAUGCAAGACUACAAAAGCCAGUAUACUGUUUCAAGUAUGCAUGGAACAAGGAAAGCAUAUUAAACAGCAUAUACUGUUGUACAUUGAAUGCACUGUCAUAGCUUCUAUUGAACCUUAAUAUGGCCUUAAUCAUUCUGGCGUUUGGACUAGUCAGGUGGCUUAGACCCUUCUUAAUAAAACCUCUUCAUAGAGGGCACCAUAACUUUGAUGUUAUUGUCACAUUUCAAGGCAGUGGUGUCAAGUGUGGCCAGUCAUUCCUCAGGUUCGUAGUACCGCUUUUUCAUGGCUCUGUACUUCCUCAGGUAGUAAAGUGCUUCCAACUCCAUGAUGACAAACUCCCCUCGGGCUAUCAUUUGUUUGAUUAUCUCUGGGUCUUUCACAUCUUUGUUAUUCAAAAAUGCAGACUUCAGUCUAUCCCUAAAGUAGCCAUUGCCUUUGGGAUACUCCCGUCCAAGGUAGAGGAGCGGAACAGUGACAAUUACCCAUUGACCAAAAGUUAGAUGCACUUACGAAUGGCCAGAGAAGGGGGUAGAAAUGUGUAUAUUAAAAAAAUAAUAAUUUCAAUAAAUAAAAGUGCAUUAGGGCAAGUAGCCUAGCGGUGAGAGAGGUGAGCCAGCAACCGGAAGGUUGCCAGUUCAAAUCCCAGGUUCGACUGAAAAUCUGGCAGGAAGUGAGCUGGCAACCGAAGGGUUGCUGGUAUCAAAUGCCUGACGAUGUGCCCUUGAGCAAGGCACUUGCCCCCACCUCCCACAACACAGCUCCCCUGGAGCCCAGUCUGUAUGUGUGCGUGUCUUUCGGAGGGGUUCAGUUAGAAGUUGAUGUCUUUUGGAAGGGUUCAGUUAAAAGGUGAUGUCUUUCAGGGGGGUUCAGUUAAAAGGUGAAGUUAAAUUAUGAUUGGACCUUGUGUGCAAUUUACCAAUAAAGUUAUCUUAAUCUUAAA
Molecule: messenger RNA, 3035 nt
Organism: Salmo salar (Atlantic salmon)
Lineage: Eukaryota; Metazoa; Chordata; Actinopteri; Salmoniformes; Salmonidae
Biological process (GO): protein ubiquitination
Molecular function (GO): ubiquitin protein ligase activity; zinc ion binding
Source: RefSeq, a predicted model, not a curated record